AUGGCAGCGCCUGCUAAUUUGUUUCCCGGGCUGAACGAGGUCAGCGAUGUUCUCGAAGAAAUGCCUUUGGAGGUCUCCCGUUAUAUGACACUGCUUCGAGAAAUCGAUGCCAAGUGUAUCCAUACAGUUCCAGAGUUGAAUGGCACGAUACACCAGUUUUUGCACGAAGAAUCGGGUGCUGAGUCCCUACAAAACAUGAACGGACUUUUUCAGGAGCUGAUGCCAUCGCUGGAAGAGAAAAUGCACGUUUCAGCACUGGCGUAUGAGUCGCUCAGCAGGCUCACAGCACGUCUAGAACUGGCGUACGAAGUGGCCAUCAAAAACACAGAAAUCCCACCUAAGAUCAGAUUGGGCAACGACGACCAUCCGGCAAUGCAUUUGCAUUACGAACUCAUGGCCAAAAUCGAUUCCAAAACCAAUAGCAAGUCGUCACAAGCGCUCAAGAGCGAGUCUCGGCGCGAGGCCAUGGCAGCUCGAAGAACUGGACCACAGGGCACGAUCUCCCAUCCCGAAACCGGUUCCACAGGUCACGGAGGCGCCAACAGUGGUGAAAUCACUACCGACGGAAACGUUGCUAACAACGGUCCCAGCUCACACUACGAGACCCCGGUCGCUUCCGACAGCCGCAGAAAGAGAACGGUGGGUGCUACUGGCUCGAGUAAUAGUAAUGUCCCUGGUCCUGCUUCUGCUGGUGCUGCUACCGCCGCUGGGGCACACCAUAAUCAUCAUCACCACCACCAGAGCCAUUUGGGCACUGCUAACCAGGGUUCAGCAUCGCAACAGGGCCUUUCUCGCAACGCUGGUGGCGGUGGUGGUGCAGCGGGAGCCUCGGAACUCAAACGGCGCAAGCGUAAGCCCCACACCAAGGACGACUACUCCCAAAGAUCCAAAACAAACGAAUAUGGCGAGGCCCUCUACUGCUACUGCCACCAGGUGGCCUACGGUGAGAUGGUUGGUUGUGAUGGCGACAAUUGCAUAUUGGAAUGGUUCCAUCUGCCCUGCAUUGGCCUCGAGACUCUACCCAAGGGUAAAUGGUAUUGCAACGACUGCAAGUAA
This is a messenger RNA of Lachancea sp. 'fantastica', 1056 nucleotides long. Lineage: Eukaryota; Fungi; Ascomycota; Saccharomycetes; Saccharomycetales; Saccharomycetaceae. The record is from the annotation of a GenBank genome assembly.